This is a messenger RNA of Rhodofomes roseus, 1400 nucleotides long. RefSeq lists its product as uncharacterized. Bases 125 to 988 code for a protein of 287 amino acids. Gene Ontology annotation, molecular function: oxidoreductase activity. The transcript is spliced from 7 exons. Lineage: Eukaryota; Fungi; Basidiomycota; Agaricomycetes; Polyporales; Fomitopsidaceae. The record is from RefSeq and is a predicted model, not a curated record.
GUCGAAACAUCACAACCCACCCAUUACCUUCGUCCGCCACACACCUCGACGCUGCCCCAAUGUGCCUUAUAAACGGACGAAAUUUCGCCAGCCCCUCGAUUCGGAGUCCUGAUACACCGCCUGCAUGGAAGAGACGUAUCAGCCCGAGGUCUGGUUUAUCACAGGAACGUCGUCGGGUCUCGGCGAAUGUCUCGUACGCUCCGUUCUGAGUCGCGGGGAUUGCGUUAUUGCGACGGUGCGGCAGCUCGAGAAGUUCAAGCUGAAGGAUGUGGAUCACACCCGACUGCAUGUCCUCGAACUCGAUGUGACGGAUACAGAGGAGAACAUCGCCCGAGUGGUGUCUGAAGGGACCGCCAAGUGGGGGAGAAUCGACAUCCUGGUUAACAAUGCGGGUAUCAUUCCGAAGGCUUUGACAGAGGAAGGGGGGUCAAAAGCCGGGAUGGAAACCUUCCAGACCAACUUCUUUGGUCAAGUCAAUGUGACGAAUGCGGUGUUGCCGUACAUGCGAGAACGCAGAUCUGGGACGAUAGUCAACAUAGGCAGUCGUUCAGCUUGGAUUGACAUACCGGCUUAUGCCUGGUACACCUCCUCGAAAGCGGCAUUGCACGCAUAUACUACGACCCUGGCGAAUGAAGUCGCUGGCUUCGGCAUCCGCGUCGUGCUUGCUAUACCAGGCGGGUUCAAAACGGCCAAUGUACUCGACGGACCAGACCUGACAAACAAAGCUCUGCCCGAGUAUGAUGAGUUGCGCUCGCGCGUGCGGGUAAGCACUCAACAAGCCUGGGACCAGUGGAAAGGCUCCGGCGAUCCCGCAAAGGCAAUGGAAUUCCUGGUGGACGUGCUCAAGGGAGAGGGCAGGGCGAAGGGUCGGAAGGCGCCGUUGUGGCUUGUCCUCGGACAGGGGACGUAUGACCGCGGCAGGGCAUAUUGCAAGAGUCUGACAGAGACGAUGGAUGCAUGGGAGGAUGUUGCGAAAGAUCUGGAUUGAAGCGAGGUAGUAUCCUACAUAGCACAGUAAGCCACUAAAUGUACGAGUUUGGUUCACGAAACUUUCGCACGUACCAGAGCACUACCUCCGCCAGACCAAUUGCUACACGCCGCCGUGUGGCCAUUGCUAUGGGCAUACAACGUAAGCGUCGAAGACGCAACUAGAACUUCGUUUCUCUGCAUUGACACAUUGACAGGAAUGGGCCUGCCUGACAUUAUCCAUGGAGCUGCCUAUGGGGGAACCUGAGCGCGCAUAGCUAAGUUCUACUUGCUUCACUGUCGAUGGACCAGUCAAAUUCAGUAGCCCUAGGGCCUAAGAUCAAGAGACCUCGAGGUGGCUCGCUAGUAGGGUUGAAUUAGUUCACAGCCUCGCAAGUUCUGUUGCGAUAAAAAGCUCAAGGAGGAGGACAGCG